AUGGAGCUCAAGACGAUUCUGAUCCUUACCGCAAUCUAUAUUGCUGUCCGCGUAUUCCUCAAAACUCGAAACUCUUCAGCACCCAUCAUGGCCCACGGAAAGGUCUCCGAGAUCGACAACGCCGUCAUCUUCAAAGCCCUCACCUCCUCCGGCCCCGUCGUCGUCGACUUCUUCGCUACGUGGUGUGGUCCCUGCAAGGCCGUUGCCCCCGUCGUCGGAAAGCUCAGCGAGCAAUACCCAAACGUUCGGUUUAUCCAGGUGGACGUGGACAAGCUGCAAUCCGUGGCAAAGGACCUGAGCGUGAACGCCAUGCCCACCUUUGUGGUGUUCAAGGAUGGCAAGGAGGUUGAGCGUGUUGUUGGUGGAGACAUGAAGAAGCUCGAGGCCCAUAUCAAGGCGAUCACUGCAUAG
Molecule: messenger RNA, 411 nt
Organism: Penicillium arizonense
Lineage: Eukaryota; Fungi; Ascomycota; Eurotiomycetes; Eurotiales; Aspergillaceae
Product: thioredoxin family protein
Exons: 3
Coding region: 1-411 (136 amino acids)
Source: RefSeq, a predicted model, not a curated record